ACCGGGACAAACCACCGGGUUAUAUCCGAGUUUUGGACGCCCUCAGUCCGCUUUGGUUCGCCUGGAAAUGCGGAGUAGGCGAAGGGAGAGGAGUUAACGAGGAUUUGAGAUGGAGAAAACAUUGGUAGAAGAUGACUGCGUUGAUUCAGGAGCAGAGACCGGAGGGUCGGAUUACAGUCCCCUGUCUUCAACCAGCAUAAACGGAGCAGACUUGAUGGCCGACCUCCAGGACCCAUACUUGGUCAGCGUUCACCUCAUCGCAGACCCAGACCAGGGCAGUUUCCUCCAACACGCCACAGACGCCGCCCUCUCCUGGAUACACCGCGAUCUGCAGCUUUUCCGCGUCUCCGAACGGGCCCACCGCUCCAAAAAAAGACCCCAAAAUCCCUCCUCACAAGCUGCUUUAGCCGUCAUCCUCUUCCUCCAGGAAUCCUACGGAGGCGAGGAGCAUAUUUUAUCGUUGCAUCGCGCUUUGCAAAGACCCCCAUGGCGCUACCAUCACACAGAAAAAGUUAGCAAUGGAAAACGGAUGCUACCGCUAACUCCGAGUAGCCAGGAUUUUUUCACGCUGACGCCUGGGACUCCUUUAUGGGCAGUCAGACAAGUCCACUACGGCAAAGAAAUAGUCCGAUUUACAAUUUACUGUAGGUAUGAAAACUAUAUCGACAUGGUGAGGCUGUACAAACUGUUACUACAGAAAAGAGUUGCACAAAAGAAAGAGGAUUUUUGCUUUUUUGUGGUGUAUUCGAACGCAGAUUUGGAGAUUCAGUUGUCGUUUAAGAGGCUACAGAAAGGCCAGGCUCCAUUGGUCUUGGACUCGGCUCUUUUGGAGGUCAGAGUGAGAGAUGUUGGGGCAUUGGUUCCCCUUCUCCCGCACACGUGCAGACCAAUCAGUGAGCUGCGCUGGCAAACACAGGACUACGAUGGCAACAAGAUACUGCUACAGGUCCAGUUGCCGCUCUUCAAACAUCGACAAACCGACUCUUCAUUCCCUCAUCACGAAUCCACGUCCGCUCCUUCCACCGUCACCCGCCACAGCGCCCCCUACAGGCACCACCAUCACCACAACCACCACCACCAACGCCGCUGCCCCAACCGCUCUGCGUCCCUCCAUUCUAGAGGCCUACAAACGUCACAAAUGUCUCUCCCUUUGGCCUACGACUAUCUCAACCCCAAUGACGACUGGUCCGAACACAGAUAUAUGGAUCAAUACGUGGAAGAACUGAAAAACAACCAUUCGGGAUCGCUGUUCUCACUCCCAAAUAUAACUUCUACUCAUUCUCUGGACCUAUCUCGCAAUCAGCAUCGCCAAAACCUGCAAAAAUCGACUACAUAUUCGCUAGUCCCGCCUUUUCGCCUAAACGUUGACGCAUUGAUUGGCGCGGAAGAGACCGAUGUAGAUACAGGAGACAAAGUAGCGAUGGAUUUAUCAGUAGUUUCGGCUUAUAUCCAAGCUGGACUAAACUUAAACUCGAGACCCGUUUCUGCUCCUCCAGAAGAAAUCGUCCCAUCAAGAUCUCCCAGUAUUCCAGAUGUUAACGUCUCAUACAAAGCGGCGACGAUAGGAGGCAGGAGCGGGGUGAACAGGUCCAAUAGUCUGAUUGUAAACGGGCAUUGUAGUAGUAGUAGUAGUAUUGGGGCGUUGUUGGGACAAGCAGGUUUGGAUAUAAGCACGACACCUUCAGUGAGCAGUGUGUCCAUAAACCAUUCGGAUAACUGCAGCAUCGAAGAGGAGAAGAUAGAGGAAGAGGAGUUUUAUAUUUAACACAUUUCGGGAUCGUUUGAACAGUGCAGUAUAAAAGAACUGUAUGUAAGAGUUUGAUUUUAAUUUUAAACGUCCAAUCAGAAUGAGCUUCACAGGAGUUUCUCAUUUGGGUUGCCAGUUUCAAUGCUGAAAUCCAGGACUUUCUCUCAUCUGAAUCCUCAGCACCUGAAGCCAAUCAUCAACCAGUGCCUCUGAUGCUGUAGUAUACACUGUCUAUAUACUGAGAAUGAGAAAAAACGUUAUGUGUCCUCUGUCUGAUUUAGGAACUGGCAACCCAGGUUCAGUUGUGAAUGUAGUACCUUUUUUUAAAAACUACAUAGUAUUCCUUGAGUAGCUUUUACCGAUAGUGCUCCCCCUGCAGCUCCAUUAUGUGAAUACACUCUCAGGAAAAGACUCACAAGUGUUUUUUUUUUUUUUGUCUCUUUUCUUUUUUUGUUGAAAUAUGGCAGUAUAAUCACGUAAAAACACAAUACUAGCAAAUAUUUAAAAAAGGAGGAAGGGUUUCACUUCAGGUUGCGUGGGCUGGUUUCCGCACAGAUACAACAGGUGGAGAACAAAGACACUUCAAAAACCCCGAAAAUACAUGUUUAAGCAUCACAGGGACUUACAAACAUAUUUAAUGAGGUACUUAGUAAUGCUAUGUAGUUGUACUUUAAAUCACCAAUCCAGUGUCAUUCUGUUCAGAUCAGUCAGCUGUAUUAUAGGAUGCGUUCACGUGACAUCAAUAGAUCGUAUAAUUCCUGUAGUUCAGGGGUGCCCAAACUUUUUUCACAGAGAGCCAUAUCUUGAAAAAUAUUCGAGACAGAGGGCCACAGUGGUCAAUACAGUGGAUAAUUCAGAUGGGUGAAUUUAACGUAGUUUUGGUUUCAUACUUUAAAUAAGGCUUGAAACAUUAACAUUUGGUCUGUUUGACAAUGCAAUGUGAUGUUAUUUAGGUUAUAUUGGUAGGAUUACUCAAAUUUGCCGUAAAAAAAACUGAUUAUGAUCAAUUGGGCCAGUUCACCUGAAGGUUUGAGGGCCAAAAAAAAUUGGUCUGAGGGCCGCAUUUAGCCCACGGGCCAUAGUUUGGACACCCCUGCUGUAGUUUAAAACUGAGCUGGAGACAGAUCAGAAUUCUAUGGUGGAAUUUGAUGUUUAACUUUUAGAUCUGUUAACCUGGUUUAUGGCUAAUAUCUCUGUAACUGCAUAAAAUAGUUGCUGAUUUGUGUAAAUACUGUAUAAUAAAUGUAUGUAUUUUGCGUAUAGAUAUAUAAGCCAGACUUGUGUACAGAGUCUUAUGCUAAAAACACAGUAUCUACAUAUGUACAGAAACACAGUAUAAUAAAAAGAAUAUUUAAUGA
Periophthalmus magnuspinnatus is the source of this 3105-nucleotide messenger RNA. Its product is annotated as protein FAM124A. The transcript has 4 exons. The record is from RefSeq and is a predicted model, not a curated record. Bases 110 to 1765 code for a protein of 551 amino acids. NCBI's taxonomy places the organism in Eukaryota, Metazoa, Chordata, Actinopteri, Gobiiformes, Gobiidae.